Balaenoptera musculus (blue whale) is the source of this 2990-nucleotide messenger RNA. It is a transcript of the gene PPEF2, whose product is annotated as protein phosphatase with EF-hand domain 2. Gene Ontology annotation, molecular function: protein serine/threonine phosphatase activity; Hsp90 protein binding; calcium ion binding. Bases 456 to 2753 code for a protein of 765 amino acids. The transcript is spliced from 19 exons. The record is from RefSeq and is a predicted model, not a curated record. Lineage: Eukaryota; Metazoa; Chordata; Mammalia; Artiodactyla; Balaenopteridae. Gene Ontology annotation, cellular component: cytosol; nucleus. Gene Ontology annotation, biological process: detection of stimulus involved in sensory perception; negative regulation of MAPK cascade.
AACAGAUCAAGAUUGCCAUUGAAAAGGUAGCUGAUUACUCACAGUUCCCAAAAGGAGGGAGGUACACCACAGCCGCUAUGCAGGACCACAGGAGAGAACACUGAGGCCUGAUCUGACUGAGGUCAGAGCUGCCUGCUGCUGGAAAGCAGGGAGCCCUGAAUGCUUGGCCCUGGCUGUGGAUAUCCUCACUGGCUUUCUCGGGGAAGGUAUGCCGGACGAGCCCGGCACCUAAUUUAUCGGACUCUAGAUCUGGAAGCAAUCAGAUCAGCCCGGGAUCCCUCGGCCAACUCUGAAGACAAGAUGGGGAUCACACCUGUGUGUUAAAGAGGUUUCUGCCUCGUUGUGGCUCGUAGUAAACACAUACCAAAGAAGGUUCCUUCUUCCUUUUGUCAGCAAACAAUUCACUCUCCUUUGGACCUGCUAUCUGCGUCCUGCAGAAACAUUACACUUACGCUAUGGGAAGCGGCGUCUCAACCCAACAUCAUUUUGCUUUCCAGAAUGCAGAGAAAGCCUUCAAGGCAGCGGCCCUGAUCCAGAGGUGGUACCGGCGCUACAUGGCCCGCCUGGAGAUGAGGCGGCACUGCACCUGGAGCAUCUUCCAGUCUAUAGAGUAUGCUGGGCAGCAAGACCAGGUCAAGCUCCACAAUUUCUUCAGCUACCUUGUGGAUCACUUCACCCCCAGCAGUCACAACGAGAAUCCAGGGACAAAGCCCUCAGGCAGAGAUGCAGGGGCAGCGUUUGGAAAUGAAUUGCCUGAAAGUCUGAGGCAUCUGCCACACUCACUAAGGGACUUCCUGAACCGCAUGUUCACUGAGGAGAGAUCCCCCCAGGACUCCGAGAUGGAGAAUUGCAGGGACUAUGAAUCCAUCGAGGUACCGGACAGUUACACGGGGCCACGCCUCUCCUUCCCACUCCUUCCCGACCAUGCAACUGCUCUGGUGGAAGCUUUCAGAGUGAAACAAAGGCUCCAUGCUCGCUAUGUCUUGAAUCUUUUGUAUGAAGCCAGGAAACAUCUGGUACAACUGCCAAACAUCAACCGGGUCUCCACUUGUUACAACGAGGAAAUCACAGUAUGUGGAGAUUUACACGGCCAGUUGGAUGACUUAAUAUUUAUAUUUUAUAAGAACGGCCUCCCGUCACCAGAGCGGGCCUAUGUGUUCAACGGCGACUUUGUGGAUCGAGGGAAGGAUUCAGUAGAGAUCCUGAUGGUUCUUUUUGCCUUCAUGUUGGUUUACCCAAAAGAGUUCCAUCUCAACCGAGGAAACCAUGAGGACCAUAUGGUGAACUUACGAUAUGGUUUCACAAAGGAAGUGAUGCAUAAAUAUAAGACACAUGGCAAGAAAAUACUAAAACUACUGCAAGAUGUGUUCUGCUGGUUUCCGCUGGCCACUCUGGUUGAUGAGAAAGUCCUGAUUCUUCAUGGUGGAGUGUCAGACAUGACUGACUUGGAGUUCUUGGCUAAACUAGACAGGCACAAGAUUGUUUCCACCAUGAGGUGCAAAACGAGAAAGGAGCAUAAGAAACAGGCGGAGAAGGGAAAAGCCAACCAGACGAGCUCUGCCGGGAGACCCUCCCCGUGGUUCCUCCCCGAAAGCCACUCUCUCCCCACCUCGCCUCUCCGCCCCAGCAGCCAGAAGGCCCACAGAGCCGGGCGCUCCUCCAGCGUCCCCUGCAGGGUCCCCCUGGACCCCAACGAGCUCUCCCAUUGGGUGCGGCACUCCGUGGACCUGGAGCUGGAGAGGUGUCGGCAGCAAGCGGGCUUCCCGGUGAUCAAGGAGAAGGAGGAGCCCUUGCCCUUGGCAUCCGAAGCGGACUCGGAAGCUGAGGGGCGGCCGGAGCCCACUCAGGAGGCGUGGAGGCAGGUGGUGGAUAUACUGUGGAGUGACCCCAUGGCUCAGGCGGGCUGCAAGGCCAACACCGUUCGAGGAGGUGGCUGUUAUUUUGGGCCUAAUGUGACAGAACGGUUGCUACAGAAAUACAAUCUGCAAUUCCUGAUCCGCUCGCACGAGUGCAAACCCGAGGGCUAUGAAUUCUGCCACGGCCGCAAGGUGUUAACCAUCUUUUCUGCCUCCAACUACUACGAAGUUGGCAGUAACAGAGGAGCCUAUGUCAAACUAGGGCCGGCCUUGACCCCGCACAUUGUGCAGUUUCAAGCUAACAAGGCAACCCACACGCUUACCAUGAGGCAAAGGAUUAGCAGAGUUGGGGAGUCGGCUCUGAGAGCCCUACGUGAAAAGUUAUUUGCCCAUUCCUCAGAUCUUCUUGUUGAAUUUAAGAAGCGUGAUAAAGAUAAAACUGGUCUAAUCACCCUGAGUGACUGGGCAGCCGCCGUGGAGUCUGUGUUGCAUCUAGGACUGCCCUGGCGGAUGCUGAGGCCACAGCUGGUGAGCAGCUUGACAGAUAACAAGCUGGAGUACAAGUCCUGGCUGAAAAACUUGGCCAAAGAACAAUUCAGCCAUGAGAAUAUACAAUCAAGUUUGCUGGAAGCACUGUAUCGAAACCGAUCCAACCUGGAGACCAUUUUUAGGAUCAUAGACAGUGAUCAUUCAGGGUUCAUUUCACUGGACGAGUUCAGGCAGACUUGGAAGCUGUUCAGCUCUCAUAUGAACAUUGAUGUCACAGACGACUGCAUCUGUGACCUUGCCCGGAGCAUUGACUUCAACAAGGAUGGCCACAUUGACAUCAAUGAGUUCCUGGAGGCCUUCCGCCUUGUGGAGCAAUCCUGCUCAAAGGGAUAUGCAUCAGAUUGCUGACAAGCCACAAACACUAAUAACAGUGACUGCAGCAGCCCAGAUAUACACUAAGGCCAGUCUGGUCCCCAUCAUCCAAGGUGCCUCGUAAGCAAUGCUGAGCUCAUUGUGGGAAUAUCUCCCUUAUUCUCCAUAGCUUUGUGGAACUUUAUGCUGAGAAUUUGCCUACCAGUAUGCAUCAGAAUCACCUGUGUAUUCAGGUGAAUUCUACCAAACAUAUGAAGAAGAACUUUUACCAAU